Molecule: messenger RNA, 3216 nt
Organism: Ylistrum balloti
Lineage: Eukaryota; Metazoa; Mollusca; Bivalvia; Pectinida; Pectinidae
Exons: 1
Coding region: 1-3216 (1071 amino acids)
Molecular function (GO): catalytic activity
Source: RefSeq, a predicted model, not a curated record
AUGUAUGGUACACCGUUAUUAACCGAACUUCUGGCAGAUACCGACAUUGCCGUUAUAACAGAACAUUGGCUAUUGCCAGAGCAGAUGAACUUCUUAAAUAGCAUCGAUGCAAAUCUUAAAGCUUACGGGGUUAGCGACAAAAGAAUUCCAGUUGAACCUGAGAAUAGAAUAUGCAAUCGUGGAUAUGGUGGUUUAGCUAUAUUAUGGCGCAACCAAUUAAAUGUAUGUCCAGUUCUGUCUGACGGAAGUGACAGAGUACUUUGCUGUUCUGUACAGCUUCACAACAAGUCUUGUGUCUUUGUCAUCGGUGUCUUACUUCCAUCUACGAACGUUCCAUUGUGUGAGUAUAGAGAAACAUUGGAAUAUAUCUCCGACCUCUAUGAUAAAUUUUCAGACCAAGGACAUGUAAUUGUUGUAGGCGAUUUCAAUGCUCAAAUCGGAAAACGUUUCGGAGAAAAGAAUCGCGUGAAUCCAAAUGAAAGAGGUCGCUUAUUGGAAAGCUUUAUAGACGAGAAAAGUCUAAUAUCGGUCAAUUCUCAAGCUUGGGCGAAAGGUGGUCUAUCAACAUUUGUUUCGAAGGAUGGACAUGAAUUUCUCAUCGAUCACGCUAUGGUCAAAUCUACAAAAGUAGACUGCGUAAGUGAAUGUAUUAUACUUGAUGACAAUUAUCUUAACGCUUCUGAUCAUCUUCCCAUAAUCCUACGUUACAAGGUACCAGCUCUCUUGAGUAGACGGAAACGCAGUGCACAUGCCGUAAACUGGAAUAAAUGUACCGCUCAACAAAAAGCAAACUAUGCUUUGCAGGUCUCUGAAAUUCUAUCUACAUAUACAGACAAUGUAGCUAGGAUAAGUAAUGUCGACUUGUUACAACGUACAGUAAAUGACGUUGUUUUUGCUGUACAUGAAGCGGCAAGGAAAACUUUGCCCUUCAAAAGAUAUCGACCAUACCUUAAGCCUUAUUGGAAAAAUGGACAAGUUAAACAACUCCACAAGGUCAUGCGUGAAAAGCGGUUAAUAUGGCUGGGGGAAGGUAAACCACGAGGAUCUCAGUCUCAAUCGUAUUGCGAAUAUAAGCGCUGUAAGCGUAAUUUUCGGAACGAGCUUAGCAGAGCGCGGGAAGAGUAUGAGCAAAGGCAAUUUCAAGAACUGCAAGCCGCAGCGGAGAUGGAUUCCGGAACAUUCUACAGGACCAUUCGCGCAAGGAAGUUGAAUAGGCAUGAAUCGUCCGAGAUCAGAAUUAAUGGCGAAAUAUCUCGUGAUCCUGAUAUAAAUCGUAAUGCAUGGACGUCACACUACAGCAAACUAGCUCAGGUUACAUCCAAGCCUCAUUUUGACAAUGAGCAUAAACGUCUAAUCGACAAUGACAUCAAUCGGCUGCGCGAGGAAUCCUUUUUCAAUGACGAUAUAAUCUGUCGCAACGAAAUUACAGCGACAGAAGUUUCUAUUGCAUUAAAGGAUAUGAAUAACGGUAAAGCAGGCGGUCACGAUUACGUAGUUGUGGAACACAUUCGAUUUGCUGGUAACUGUUUGUUAGAUCUCGUUACCAUAAUAUUCAAUUCUAUUCUUGAAAUCGAAGACUAUCCACCUUCAUUUAAGCAUGGAAUAGUGAUAUCCUUAUUCAAAGGAGGGAAAAAGGAUAGACUCGAUAUGAAUAAUUAUAGAGAUAUAACUCUGACUCCCGUUCUUCAGAAGCUUUUUGAAAAGGUCAUGUACAAGAGAAUUGCGAAGGUUUCCGAACACAAUAACUUCCCACACGGACUGCAACAAGGAUUCCGACCACUUUGUGGUAGCAUCACAGCAGCAUUUAUAGUGAGAGAAGCGGCACUUCAUUAUUUAGAAAUGCACACGAAUGUGUACGCCGCGUUCUUGGACAAUGCGAAGGCCUUCAAUAGUGUAUGGGUAAAUGGACUACUGUAUAAAUUGUACCAUAAUGGAUUCAAUGGUAAAAUUUGGCGUAUUCUACAAAAUUCCUUUAAAGAUGUGACAUCUUGUGUAUUGUACGAAGGAAUAAAGGGGAAUGCGUACGAGGUCAAGCAAGGUGUCGGUCAAGGUCGGACUUUGUCAUCCUGGAUGUUUCUUGUAAUGAUCAACGACCUGAUUUCAAACCUUGACUCUACUAGUCUUGGUCUACAAAUUCAUGGGCUCCACAUACCAGCGGUGUUCCUGGCGGAUGAUACGUUGCUUCUCUCGUCUUCUGUCGGCAAUAUUCAAAACCUCCUUGACACGGUAUAUGAAUUUUCCUGCAAGUGGAGAUUGGCCUAUAAUCCAGCGAAAAGCUCGCUGCUACGAUUCUAUCAAGGUAGGAAAAAGAGUGUUCCAGAAAUUGAAUGUAAGUUGGGUGAACAAGCUAUACAGUGGGCCACAGAGAAGGAAUAUGCCGGGAUUAUACUCACUCAGUCCCUACAAUGUAACGAGGACAUUAAACGAUCAUGCGCAAAAGGGCGCCAGUCGCUAAAUGCCCUAAUAAGCGCAGGAAUUCAUGACGGGGGUAUGAACCCUCUCAUCAGUUGCAAGUUGGUUGAAUCAAUUGUCCAGCCAGGAAUUCUCUAUGGCUCGGAGUUAUGGGGAGCUCCUACCAAUCGCUCACAAGAAGAUCUCCGACUGACGCAAAGGUAUUUGGCUCGUAGGUGUCAGGGUUUCGAGAAAAGAUCUCCAACUCUGGUGACCAUACGGGCAAUUGGCCUGCUCGAUAUUUGUGGCGAGGUUGAAAAAAGAAAGCUUAUGUUUUGGAACAAACUGUGUCUUGCUAGUAAUACAUUUGUCUGGAAAAUGCUGUUCAUCAUUAGAUUAUGUACCUUUUUAUUCGGUAGAAACAACAUUAGUCCAAAAAGUUUCAUAUACGAUAUAUUCAUAACUGCUUCAAAACUAGGUAUAUCGUCUAGCAUAUUCGAUUAUGUCUUUGAGGGCUUCUGUCCCUUACGUUCAUCAUGGAGACAGUUCUGUAACCGAGUAGACCAUGACUUUUACUAUUCAAAGUGGAGUCAGCGAAUCGUGAUGGAACCUUCCCUUAAGACGUUUUGCUCAAUUCAGGAUAGUUGUGGGCCCCAUCCUUCGUGGAUCCUCGGCAAAGAAUAUCCAAGUUUCACGUGGAAACUUGGAGAACUGAUUAAAUUGUCGUAUCGUUAUAUGACAGAACCCGUUAAUUGUAAAUUGUGUAAAAGACAUGUCGACGACAUAGCAGUACAUUUCCUUAUUCAAUGUCCAGCAAAAGACUAG